CUUGGGGCAGAUGCGCUUGCUUGAGGUGGCUCUACUUCGAUUUUUAGCUCAUUACUGUUAUCGGAACCCCGCCUGUCCUGGGCGUGCUAAGCUUCAAACGACGACCGGAUCAUAAAUGCUCAAUGCGCGCAGCUACUCCCUUCAAUUGUUCAUGAUUUGUUCAUGAUUUGCACUUGACCGGCCCUUUUUCGUGAGGGAGAGUUCGAUAUGAGAUCAAAACGUUUGAAUAUCCACAAUCGUCUCUCCCAUGUUUAUAAUCCCUUCUUGAACGCCACAUUUGUCCAGGGUGUGGAUAGCAGGCAACAAGCAACACAAAGAGGACGGAAGCUUUGAUAAGAGGGCCAGAGGACGAAAUCAUAGCCGAUAUGAGCGAGCCAAGGCCGCCGGGUUCGGCCCAUGAGAGUCCAACAUUUGGCGAGGACAGUUCAUUCCAUGUGGAGCAACCUGUUGGUUCUAUGUCCAUAUCGCCAUGUGGACGCGAUGUGGUGCUAGCGUCAAAGGAGGGCUUGCACGUCAUUGAUCUGGACUCUCCUUACUCACCACCCCGAUACCUACCUCAUCACACACCGUGGGAGGUUGCGGAUGUUCAAUGGUCGCCUUUCGCUGCUCGAGAUUACUGGGUCGCCAGUACGUCGAAUCAGAAAGCAUUAGUCUGGAACCUGGGCAUGAAGACGUCGGAAAGCUCAAUAGAGCAUGUACUGCAUGCCCACACCCGAGCCAUCACAGACAUCAACUUCUCAGCGCAUCAUCCAGAUAUGUUGGCUACCUGCGCCGUCGAUAGUUUUGUCCACUGCUGGGAUUUGCGCAUUACUUCUAGGCCCGCCAUCUCAUUCUCCGACUGGCUUGCCGGCGCGACACAGGUGAAAUGGAACCGCCAGGAUCCGAACGUGAUUGCUAGUUCGCAUGACAAGUUUCUACGGAUUUGGGACAAAAGAAAGGGCGCAUAUCCCAUCACAUCCAUCCAAGCACACGACACGAAGAUCUACGGCGUUGACUGGAAUCGAGUACGACCUGGGGCCCUCACGACUUGCUCCCUCGACCGAACGAUAAAGUUUUGGGAUUAUACUGUCAAUACUGAAGUUCCCGAGAAGAUAAUUCGGGCGCCGUUCCCCGUGUGGCGCGCACGAAAUACCCCGUUCGGCUGGGGUGUCUUGGCCAUGCCGCAAAGAGGCAACAGCGAUCUUCACUUGUACAGUCGUAGACUCGGAGAGGGUGCCAACCCCGGCGAGGAUCUUCCCCUGGUCCACAGCUUCCCAGGGCAUAAAGGUCAAGUGAAGGAGUUCCUGUGGAGGGCUCGUGGGGGUACAGCUGAUGGGAUUGAUCAUAGAGAGUUCCAGCUCGUCUCGUGGGGCACCGACCGAGAACUCCGAUUACACAGGGUUGACCCGGACAUCUUACAGCGAGUCGGUUAUGAAAAAGGAAAGUCGUUCAUAUCCAACUAUAAUCUUACUCGUAAAGAUACAGGGUCCCUCUCGCCCAAGACCCAACAAAGCGCCACGCCUCAGGCCUCUCGCAACAAGGGGCUGAACACGAUCUCCAUCCCAUAUGCGCGCGGCUGGACCCAAAGUGGAGGCAACCCAGACUCCAGAAUUGGCAUGCAGGGGCGGACUAAUGUUCGAGCUGACACUAACCCUAUCGCAUGGAUGCGUGGCGUGAAGAUCUCCGGCUGGGACAUUGAGACAUUGGGCGAUGAGAUUACCCAUGUGGGAGAGAAAUUCACCAAGGUAGCGUUCGAAUCCGUUGAUGUCAGGCAAAGGAAGGCUAUGAUCUCUCUUCACGGACCUUGGGGUGCCGAUGGUGAUUCUCUAUUCCUGAAAGUUGAUAUCAAAUUUCCGAGUGAUUAUCCUCGGACCUCCGUUCCUACUUUCAGCGUGCAAAAGACCGCCGCCGUGACUGAUGAUCUUGCCGACAAGCUCGUAGCAGAAACGCGAAAGAUAGCAGAAACGUAUCUCUCUCACAAACGAGGCUGUCUCGAGGGAGUUCUUCGAUAUCUGCUUGGGGAAAGCACGCUCGAGGAGAGUAUGGCAUGGUUGUCUGGUGAAACAGCUGAGACAGUCAAAUCCCCCAUCAAUAGCCAGCUUGAGGGCGAGGAGUCAAGUGACGAGGAUGAAGUCGGUCUGUCCCAAAGUCAAGACUUGGGCAUGAGCUCGGAACUACUUCGUCCAGUUAAUGCCAAUGUCAUGGUCCCUGUGGCUAAGGCAUGUGGUGCAUUGUGGGCAAAUGACGGUCGCUUGGUGUGCUUUUUCCCCUCCAAGAAUGAGAAAUCGGCAGAUUGGAUCGAAAAUCUGGGCUUGAGAGAAAUGUCCAGGCUUUCGAGAACCGAUAAGGUUUUUGAAGGCUUCGGCCGGUUGCAAACGAGUUCACCCGGUCCGCGACCUUCCGGUACGAUUGCAAGCACUGAUGAUGGUGCAUCGGAGUACUCUGAUGACUCGGAUGCCGAGAGUUCAAGCUCUUCUGGGUCUUCAGGGAUUCUAUCCGGGCUGCAGCAUCGAUUCCCAACUCCCCAAACAUGGAGGAGUGGGGGCAGUUUGGGGAUAUAUAGACCACGCUCUACGGACAAUUCCCAGCGCUCCACCGCUGGCGCGACGGCUACAAAAGCAUCUGAUCCGCCUCAGAAUGUGGUAUCAAUCCACGAUUUCAGCGAUUUGCUACCCGCAAAGCGCGAACUGGCCGUCGGAUAUCGCAUCUGUGGUAAAGUAACGGAUGUAUGCGCCCAUAAUUCUGCUGUUGCUCUCGAUCACGGGUAUCACGAACUGGCCCGCAUUUGGGGACUCCUGAGGCUUAUACUUCACAAUCGAAAAACGUCAAUGCUUGCCUCUAACCUAGAUCUCUUGGGGAGGUCAUCGCGCAUUCAGCGCAAAGAUAGUGCCAUCGAUCUCACUUUCGAUGCGAAAGGCCAUGAUAGAGGUUCGAAGGCGCCCCAUGGCCCCUCAAUACGAUGGGGAGAUCACCCUUUCGGCAGUCAUUGGCUCAUUCCAUCUAUAUUGGAACACUUUGAACGAAUCGGUGAUAUACAGAUGAUAGCGAUGCUGUCCUGUGUCCUUCACGAGCCCAGCAACGAGGAGAUAUCAGUGAAGGAGAAAGUGCAACACAGUAGGAGUGUUUCCAAGCGCAUGGAGGAGCAUUCUUUCUCGUUCGACUUCUACCCUCCGCAUACGGUGAUUCACAACAGGUCGCAUACCGCGACUCCCCUUGCCACCACACCAAAGGAUAGCCAUACGACUCCCAAAACACAUGGCUCUGGACGAUCAUCCUCUGAGAUCUGGCGUGUAGACUCCACCCCACCUCAUUCUACAGGUACAACCCCGCCUUCAAACUCUAGGGUUGCGGCUCUACCAGCGGAUAGAAAAGCAUGGAGUCAGAAUGUAUCAAUAGCAGCCUCUCCGGACCAGCAGUCUCAGCCCCGCAGUGCAUCGGGGCUUGGCUCUGUUCUUGCUUCAUCGCUCUCCCGCUCUUUCACAUUUGGGCCCUCUUCGGCGUCCCCUCCGCCGACUGCGUUAUCGAAAAAGAAACAAAGCCCGAAUGGUAGCCUACAUACGACCGGAGGCUCUGGAAUGUGGGUUACAAGUGCCCUUGCGGCAAAGCCUGCUUCUGCGAUUCCAGACUAUUUGACUACCUCUACCGCACUAACUUCACAAACCCAUUCUGAUACAGAAAGUGAAAGAGCGUUGCCUACGAAACCCCGGCCUAAGCUGCAAACGACAUUCAAGAAUCAGAAUGCCUUCGAUAGCGGUAGCUCACAUAACACGUUUCUCGAUCCAAAGAAGGAAUGCCUAUACCGGUCAUAUCGAGCAGCAUACGCUCAUCUGCUCUCCAUUUGGGCACUUCCAGUACAGCGCAGCGAGGUCCUCAAGAUUGGCGGAGUAGCUCAUCCUCUAAGGGAUCUGCAUGUACCUCACCAGCGUCCUAACGGUCACCACGAUUCAUUUUCUUUUCCAAUUUCAAAGCAUCGGGAAGCGACUGCGGUACCCAUCGAUGUGGACCGAGGUCUGGACAUUCAGCUCCAUUGUAACAAGUGUGGACAAGCACUUCAGCAUUCUAUUUUCGCGACGAAGGCUGCCGUUGAAGCAGUGGCUUCUAGGAGUCACAUGAAAGGAGCAUCGAGCUCCACCGUGACGUGUCCGAAUUGUACACCAAAGCAUUCACUUGCUCUCAAGCUACCCUGUGUGAUAUGUAGUGAAGUCGUCGAGGGAAUGCUUAUUCCAUGUCUUGGCUGCGGUCAUGUCAGCUGCUUUGAUUGCCACCGAGGCUGGUUCUCAAUGGCAUCCGCAGACGCUCAUCAUGAGCAAGACGCCGGUGCGCGCGAGGAAUACAGAUACUGUCCAAGCGGCUGCGGUUGUAAAUGUUCGGACUUUAUCGAUCCGGAUUCCACUGCGCCGUGGGACGUAACCACGGACAUACCAACUCCCCAAGAGCGGGAAGGCCCCCACACUCGACAUCGAAGUAAGAAAUCUGAUGGAUCGGUCUCCAUAAAGCAUGCUGUUGAACCUGCGCCUGCGACCAGUUAUGCCCCAAAUGGGGACGACACCGAUCAAUCGCCGAGUGUGUCGCCUUUUGCGUCUCUUGCAAAAGGCCUGGGUGGGGGCCUGAGUAGAGGGCUGCGACUACGGGACGAUAGACGCAGGUCGAAGCUGUCGGCGACUUCGUUUGUUCCCAAGAAGUCUUCGAUGAAUCAGGUUGAGAAUCGGUGAUGGUUGUCACUGUUUGUUUCUUCUUAGCUAGCGACAAGUU
Aspergillus saccharolyticus JOP 1030-1 is the source of this 4731-nucleotide messenger RNA. RefSeq names its product Mtc5p. NCBI's taxonomy places the organism in Eukaryota, Fungi, Ascomycota, Eurotiomycetes, Eurotiales, Aspergillaceae. The transcript has 3 exons. The record is from RefSeq and is a predicted model, not a curated record. Gene Ontology annotation, molecular function: protein binding. Bases 366 to 4691 code for a protein of 1441 amino acids.